UGUUUGACAUUUACUUGUGUAUUCUUUCCAAUUUACAUAUGGCAGGUAGCUUGCAAGGAACUUAGAAAUAGCCGGCUAUUCCUGAAACUUUUGGAAGCUGUACUCAAAACAGGCAACCGUAUGAAUGAUGGUACCUUCAGGGGUGGUGCACAGGCAUUCAAGCUUGACACACUUUUGAAACUGUCUGAUGUCAAAGGAACUGAUGGGAAGACAACUCUCUUGCACUUUGUUGUCCAGGAGAUAAUCCGGUCUGAAGGUGUUCGGGCCGCCCGUAUGGCUCGAGAAAGCAAAAGCAUCUCUAGUGUGAAAUCAGAUGACUUCAUUGAAGAUUCUCCCAAAGAAACAGAAGAACAUUAUCGUAGCAUCGGUCUUCAAGUUGUUUCAGGUCUGGGUGGUGAGCUUGAGAAUGUCAGGAAGGCAGCAGCAUUGGAUGCUGAUAACCUAAUAGGAACAUUGUCCAAGCUUGGUCGUACACUAAUCAGGACGAAGGAGUUUCUGAACUCAGAGAUGAAGAGUUCAGAGGACAGUGGGUUUCACCGCACACUUAAGAGUUUUGUAGAGCAUGCAGAGAUUGACAUAACGUGGCUGCUGGAGGAAGAAAAAAGGAUAAUGGCACUGGUGAAAAAUACUGCCGAUUACUUUCAUGGUAAAGCAGGGAAAGAUGAGGGCUUACGCUUGUUUGUGAUUGUUCGGGAUUUUCUCAUCAUGUUGGAUAAGGUAUGCAAGGAGGUGAGGGAAUCAACAAUGAAACCAGCAAAGAUGCCAGGAAAUAGGGAAGUCUCAAAUGCCCAAUCUUCUCCAGACUCCCGUCAACCACCUCCAGACCUACGUCAGCGGCUUUUUCCAGCAAUCACAGACAGACGGAUAGACAAUUCCAGUUCAGAUGAGGAGUGAGGAGGGUGCUUCUCCUUAGUUUUCAUUUGCAGAAGGCAUUUGGAAAGGUGGCUUUGUAACUUGGCAAAUGUUAUUCCAGAUAACCUUGGAAUCACAGAUGGAGAUCUAGCUUGCAGAAACUUGUCAAAUUCCAAAUUCGGUCCUUGAAUCUUCUUGCAGCAGAUGAUGAAGGUCGACUCUGGACUUCUGGAGAACUGGUUUGAGAAAGAGUUGGUGAUACGACUGAAGUAUAUGACACCCAACUUUAACUACUAAGAAGUGGCCAUGAUUUAAUUUGUAGUGGUCCUAGUGAACGGAGGGUGUAGAGUAGGCGUUCGGUCCAUAAUUUAAUUUGUAAUGGCUUCUUAUAGGGGGGCCAGAUGUGCAUGAUAAGUUAGAGGUGACGAUUUGUUUUUGUUUUAUAUUUUUUUUUUCAUUUUUUCAUUUUUUGACUUUUGAAAAAGGUGAACCAAGUGCGGUUCCUUUGAAGCGUAGAAGUUGUUCCAUUUCUAGUUCUCUUAAUUGAGAAAAAUUCUUUUA
This is a messenger RNA of Nelumbo nucifera (sacred lotus), 1413 nucleotides long. The record is from RefSeq and is a predicted model, not a curated record. NCBI's taxonomy places the organism in Eukaryota, Viridiplantae, Streptophyta, Magnoliopsida, Proteales, Nelumbonaceae.